AUGGAUGAAGGACCGCAAAACCGUCCUCUUAAGUAUUAUGUUGUUCCUUCACAGGAGGAACCACACAACAAUAUUGCUGCCCCUGCCAUCAACCGAAACGAUUUCAAGUUGAAAUCUUUGUUGUUAUCAGUCGUUCAACAAAACCAAUUUUCAAGUACUCCUACAGACGAUCCAAACUUACAUUUGUCAGUGUUUGUGCAGUACGCAGACACAGUGAAAACAAAUGGUGUCAGUCCCAAAGUGAUUAGACUACGUCUUUUCCCUUUUUCCUUAAGAGAUAAAGCUAGAUCUUGGCUCCAGUAUCUACCUUCAAACUCUAUAACCAUAUGGGAUGAGUUAAAGAAAGUCUUCUUAGCUUGA
Molecule: messenger RNA, 360 nt
Organism: Lathyrus oleraceus (garden pea)
Lineage: Eukaryota; Viridiplantae; Streptophyta; Magnoliopsida; Fabales; Fabaceae
Exons: 1
Coding region: 1-360 (119 amino acids)
Source: RefSeq, a predicted model, not a curated record